This is a messenger RNA of Pogoniulus pusillus (Red-fronted tinkerbird), 5740 nucleotides long. RefSeq names its product centrosomal protein 295 (gene CEP295). Gene Ontology annotation, molecular function: microtubule binding. The coding region runs from base 103 to 5481 and encodes 1792 amino acids. The record is from RefSeq and is a predicted model, not a curated record. NCBI's taxonomy places the organism in Eukaryota, Metazoa, Chordata, Aves, Piciformes, Lybiidae. The transcript has 29 exons.
UUAAGAAGAGGUCAGCCGUUGGCGGCGGCGGCGACGGCAGCCGGGAGGGUUCAUCUGGCGGCGGGAGAAGCGGCGGAAGUUGAUAAUUCAGCGUUUCCAAAGAUGAAAAGGAAAAUUGCCAAAGUUGGGAAGCUGAGGCUUAGUCCUAAUGAAGAAACCAUGCUUCUGAAAGAAGAAUAUGAAAGAAGAAGAAAACUGAGACUACAGCAAGUUAGAGAGCAGCAGAAGUAUAUUGCCUUGGAGAUAAGACAGAAAGUGAAGCAGAAGAGAGAAGAACAGCUACAUCAGUUAGAGGUGGCCUUGAGAGAUGAAUGGCAGAAAGCACAGGAUCAAAAAAUGAAAGCCUUAGAAGAGCUCUAUUUAUCAAGUUUAAGAGCAAUUGGUGAGGGUCACCGACAAGCCAAGGAGAACGAACCUGACUUAGAAGCUCUGGCAAAGCAAGCAGAGGAAAGGAAACAAAAAGCAGAGAAGAGACAUAGGAAAGCCCUGAAAGAGCAAAAGUAUCAGAAAGAAAAAUUACUUCGUGAGCAAGCCCGACGAACAGAUGCUCGUAAACAUGCUCUGGAAGUGGAAAGACAAAGAGCAGCCAAAGUUGCAAGCUUGCCACCUCCUCUGCCACAUCCUCUUGAGAAUUUUGAAGUAAAAAAGACUCCUGCAGUGAAGCCCUCUGGUGCUGACAACUUUUCGGUUACACGUUACCAUAUUUCCCAACUUUAUGUAGACAGAGCAGUGGAUGGAGAGCAGCCAGAUGCUCGGUUAGCUGCGGAAGAAGAAGGGAAACGUUUGGAGGAACUACACAGAGAGAUAGAGAGGGAGAGAAAAGAACAGCUUGAAAAGGCACAUCUCAGAGGAAGUCAUGCCUUGAAGAAGGUCCAUUUGGCUCAGGACAGGGAAAAGCUACUGAAAGAACUUGAGCAAAUGCAGAACAAGGACCGGAUGCGUAGAAGACAGAUUGUAGCGCAGAUGCCACCUCAGCUUUUCAUGCCUGCGUACAAACGCAUGGAAAUGAAAGAAGAAUGGCAGAGAGAAUUGGAGUUUGCAUUUGAAGAUAUGUACAAUGAAGACAAGAAAAUGAAGGGAGACCUGAUUUUGCAGUUUGAGCCACAACCUUUGCCAGCCCCUUCUGACAGAUGUCAGGAUAAUGAUCUUGAUAUCUCUUUGGAGCAAGAGUUUGCUUGUGACACUCAGCCAGAAUCUGCUUCCAAUACGCAGCAAGAAUUGGGACGGAUUGUAGAAGAGGAGGUCCCCAAUGAAUCAGAAAAUACUGAAGAAGCAAAAUCUCACCAACCUCAGUCAAAAUUUGCCUUAAUGAAAUUGUUGGACAAGAUUAGAAGUCAAAAAGAGGAGUGGACAUCAAAAAGUGUGAAGGAGAUUCAGAGUGAAACUGAGACAAUUGAAUCAGGCACAAUUGCUAGUGAAGAAAACCCACUCUCUGGUUUAGAACUUAACUCUGAGCAACAGGAAAAUACAACAUGUGAAGCCAAAGAGACUGUGAAAAUCUUGGAAAAUACAGUUGCUGCUGAAAACUCAGUUCUACUCCAUCCUCAAGAACAAGCAGCUAAAAUUAGAAUGGAAAAGGAGAAACCAAAAUGGCAAAUAGAGCAACAGAAGCAGGAACAGCUGAUGCUGCUUAAACAAAUUGAAGAGAGAGCACGUCUGGAGGCUGAUUUUCUGAAGAUCCAAAUGCAAACCUGCUUGGAAGCGACUCAGAAAAAAAGAGAAGAGGAAGAGCCAGGUCAGCUGAUGCAAAGCCACUGUGUGCCUUCCACUCACCAGCAGGACAAAGUGGAACAUGAGACUGGAAGUAAUGCCGGAUUAGAAACCAGGAGUCACAGAGAAGACAGACAUUUGCAGAUGAUCCAUGAUUAUCAGCAACGCCUUCUACAGCAGAAUAGGCUGCACAAACAAACCGUCCAAGAAGCUAGAAAGCAUCUACAGGAGUAUCAGAAUAAAUUGAAGCAAAGAUGCUUGUCUCCUGCAACACCCCUGAGCUCUGUGGAAACAAGAUCAGUUAAUUUAAAGUCAGUCUCAGAACCACUUCUGUGGAGGCAAGAAGUACAACCGACACCAUACCAGUCAUCUGGACAAGCUCACACACAAGAGUAUGCCCUGUCACUACCUGUGUUUUCAGGAGCACCGUGCACGGUGGUGAAACCAGCGUCAAAACAAGAAGAGCAAAUGCACGUUUGUCCUGGCAGGUGUGUACAGUUCAUAGAAGCACCUAAACUGAAGCAUGGAGAGUUUGGAUUGCCAUGUGACUGUCCUUCACAGGUACAAGUGGGAAUGUUGGAAACCUCAAAUAAUCACCUCAGAGAACCAUCUCACUUGCAGCUGUCAUCAGGGUUAGUUAUGAAAGAUGUUGCUGCAGUAAGAAUGCAACCGGAAGCACACAAACAACAUGUUAGAUUUGUUUUGCCUGCAGAAGAUACUUCUGAGCUUUUGGAAGCAGUGCACUUCGACGAGUCAUCUCAGAAGAUAUCUAUCCCUCAAGCAAAGACAGAAGCUGGAGAAGAGCCUCUGCUUAAGACAUCUCUUAUGCCAGCACCAAAAGGCUCUCAUCUAAUUCAAGCAGCCUCAAUUGAUUCUUUGGCCUGUCAACAGGGACCUGCAGAGAGCACCAUCAAAACAACAAGCUUUGAACAACCCCUCAGUCUUUCUGAACCCGUGACUAUACCUCCUGAAGAAUCCAAAGCUCAGGGUGUUAGGGAAUUCCUGAUAUCAAAAAGGGAAGAUGCAUCUUUAUUUAAUUAUUCUGAUAUAGUGAACUUAAGGGACAGAGUAUUGGCCUCAGCAGAAAGCAUCCAAGCUCAGCAAAAGUAUUUGAAAGAAUUGCAAGAGCAGCUAGAUGCACAAAGAGAAGCUCUUCUUUCUAGACAGAAAAUGCAAGAACAACUGCUUUUACAGAAGCAAGAUGAAUUGAAGGAACGAAUGCAGAGACAGCAAGAGGCUUUGAAACAGUUUCUGAACAGGCAGGUGAGACGUCUGAGCACAAAUGAAGAAAUGACAGAGGCACAAAAGCCUGACUUGAUUAACAGGACUGACUUCUCCAAAGUCUCAGAAAACCACCAUCAGGAGAACUGUGGCAGGAGUAAAUUUUACAGAAGUGAACUGAUUUCACAGUGCAUUGGUCCAGCUGAGCAGACUGAUCAAUCCGACAGAGUUCUGUGUAGAGAACAGAAAUGGAAAUCUUCCAAACCACCUGUGACAAAAGUCAAGUUAGGACUUGAUUUGGAACAGCAUGAACUUAGUGUUAUACCAGAAGCAGACACAUCAAAGAGUUGUAAUAUUUCUUUUACAGGUCAGUCUGAGGAUUCUCAGGUGGCUCAAGAUUCACCAGUUCUUGCUGCAGAAGGUGGAGGAGGAGUUACAGCAUAUUCUAGACCAUCAUUCAGGCAUGAUAAUGUGGAAGUACUUGCUAGAGUAGCAUCCUUGAACUUGGGGUCAGAGCCUUUCAUGCAAGGAAUACCCUGUGACUUGUCUUCAACAAUUUCCACUGGAAGCUUUUUGACUAGUGAGGCAUUGGAUGCAAGCCCUGUUGACACUGGAUUGUCUGCUGAUAGUAUAGAAGAUGGAAUUUUGACAGAAACAGCAAGCUGCCCUUGGAACUCCUCGCUGCCCUUUACCUCACAGCUGAGACAAGAGAAUUUGGUUGGAGCAUCUGAAACUCGGUUGCCUGAAGGAGAGAUGUCCCUUUAUCAAGGAAGUCAGCGGAUCUUGGGGAAACGUGCUGAAGACCUGGCCACUUUCUCAGAGAACAAUACAUGUUUCAAAGCUCUAACAGCUGAAUUUGAUUUUCCUGAAAUGGAGAGGCAUUUUCCAAACUUCCAUCACCAGGUAUUUCAGCCUUUGGAACCAAGUCUUGACUCCGAUACUUCAUCAUCCUGUUCUCAAAACAGAAUUCCACAAGAGAGCAAAGAAUUUAGCAAGGUUUCAAAAGUUUCAACAAAAAGCCAAGGUAUGUCUACAUCUCUAGAAGUGGGAAACUCCACUUGGAAAGUCCCAAGAAGCAGUCUGACUUUGAGUCUUGAAGCAAACAGGCCAAAGAACAUUGCAUCAGGACCAGAAACUGUUAAAGAACACAUGACUGCAGGAGCUGAAGAAUCUUUUCAUGCACUGCAAUUAGAAACGACUCUGAGCAAUCACUGUCAGAAUGCUGAUCAGCCAGUGGAGUACAAUGCUGCAUUACAGAGGUCUUUUGAACAAACCCCUGGAACUAAGAAACGGGGCAGUGAGAGCUGUACUUCAUCUGCUGCAGAAUAUGAGGAACUGUCCAAAAAAAUUGAAUACAUUGAUCUCCAGUGUUCAAUGGAAGAGCUGCAAAAUGGCAGUCUGAAUCCUCUGAGAGAGCAAAAAUCAUUUUAUCAGCUAGAUACCACACCAGUUACAGUGCAAGAAACUUUCUCUCAACACUUGCUAAAAGAGACUGUGUCUUCUGAAAAGUUACUUGUGAAGACGUUUGAUAAGAUGUAUGUAAAGCUUCCUGAAAAACCAGUUCAUGUACAUGAAGCAAAUAAAGCUGUAGAGCUGGAUUUGCAGUGCAAUACAAAUAGGAAGGAGCCUGACCAAAGCUUUCCAGAGGUACAAAAAUUCUGGAAGAUUCACAGAGACAUCAGCUUGGAAGCCUCAGACAUCCAUUCACAAGCUGCCAUACAGCAGAAUGGGUCUCUCCUGGAAACACAUGAAAACAGUUCUAAUUGUGUUCCCAGACGCUCGUGUCGUAUUCCAGUCUGGGAGACAGAGUCAGGGCGUGGUAUUAUGGAAGAACCUGAACUCACUCUGAUAAGCUCAAAUGAUGUCAGUGUGGCAGAGUCAGACAUUGAACGUACUAAUCAAGAGAAAAUUAAGGAUAAAAUCAAUAACCCAGCAUCUGUGGAUCAAUCUGGAUUGAAUGUCUUUCCUGAGGAGCAAGAAUUUUCACCACUGGUUCCAGAUGCUGAUUGCUCAGUGCUCAUAAAGCCUGACAGUUCUUCCACAGCCCAGAGUACCAGUGCCACUCCCUUCCCGUCACAUCAGACUGCAGUGAUGCUGCUGGAGUUUGAAGCUACACCUGGAAGUCUGCAGGAAAACUUUUUAAAAAGAAAGAAGAAUUUCAUCCAGAAAUCUCUGAAAAGAGUUGAAGGAGUAAAAAAUAGAGAAAAAGAAAACAACAAGCCAGAAGCCAGGCAGUUUCAAAGAGGAAAGUCUGAGCCAUCAAUGAGGCAAAAGGAGGGUUUUCUUAACCCUGGGAAAAAAGGUGCAGUUGCCAAUCAGUUGAAUAAAGUAGAAGUGUCUUCUCUAGAGGGCAGGAAGUCUGGAGGAACUCAAAAGCACCAGCAUACUUCAAGUUUUGACAGAGCUUGUAAUAAACUUGCAGAAGUGAAGAGCAGAAAGGAAGAACAAACAAGACAGGAAAUUUAUGCCAGGAACAGAGAAAAAGCUAAAGAGUUUCAGAAGAAAAUGCUGGAUAAACUACGAGCCAAGAAGAAUUGGAAAGCAUCAUGAGUGGCAGGCUUGGAGCAACAAGAUAGAGUUCAUGAAGUUUGGAACCCUUGGGCCUCUUCAGCUUGAGGCUGGGGAACUUUUAACAAAACCCAUCUCAGACCCUCACAGUCUACAGAGCACUCCAGCAGAUUAGCCACUGCUUUAACCCAGGGGGACUGAGUGAAAAUCCUUUCUACAUGUCUAUUAGUGUUAAAGGGAGAUCACAACUUUUUUUAUGUGUAUAAAACACUUCCAAAUAAAGGUUUUUCUAAUACUUGAA